This is a messenger RNA of Chara braunii, 644 nucleotides long. Lineage: Eukaryota; Viridiplantae; Streptophyta; Charophyceae; Charales; Characeae. The record is from the annotation of a GenBank genome assembly.
GGUUCUGGCUCAAUGACCUGKGACCUCACUGGCGACUGGCUCCUUGGGAAUCGUUUUUUUUUCCCUGUGAUCAAAUGCAGAUGAGCUGUGUGCGGAUCAUCGUCGGUAUUGUGGGUGAUUGAUGACYUCCGAUCUGGUCGCAGGGCGGCCGGGCGGCUGGGCUGCCGAUCAUCGUGCUUAGUGGUUAGUGCUUAGUGCGUAGAGCGCUGAGACGUAUGUGUGGAUGGUAGGUGUUUGUGAUUGAGACAAAAGGAGAGUUGCGUACCCCAGUUUAGGAUAUACAAACAAGUCGACGUACGUUGUCGUUGUCGUUGGUGUGUUCAAGUGGGCGACUCAUGGUUUCCUCGCGUGAAGAAAGGGGAAAGUGGAGCUUGAUCUUCGUGUGUCUGGCUCUGCAUCUCUUUCUCAGCCGACCCAGUUCAGGAGAUCAAGAGCUCGAACAGCAUAGAUUUGAGAGAGAGAGGAUGGCGGUCGAGCAGAGCAAGGUGUUGCUCCCAAAGAGUGUGAAGCCUCUCAAGUACACUCUGGUCCUGGAACCAAAUUUGCAGACCUUCAGGUUCAAGGGUGUGGUGACCAUCGACUUCGAUGUUGUGGAGACGACCAAGGCCAUCAAACUGCACGCCGAGUCUCUCGAAAUUCUCAAG